AUGGCGUUCAGUUUAGCCGCUUUUUCAUACAUCGUAGCGUUAAUCGUAGAUGCGUUUUUAAUAUUUUUCGCAAUAUUUCACGUUAUUACAUUCGAUGAAUUAAAGACUGGGUACAAAAAUCCGAUCGAACAAUGUAACAGUUUAAAUCCGCUAGUUAUUCCAGAGUAUACUCUACACAUUGUGAUCAACUUAUUAUUUCUGAUAAGUGGUGAAUGGUUUUCGUUGAUUCUCAACAUCCCAUUAAUUGCUUAUCAUUUAUGGAAAUACUGUCACAGGCCAGUUAUGUCUAAACCAGGUUUAUAUGAUCCCACUAGUAUAAUGAAUGCUCAAGUUUUGACAGCUCACCAACGAGAAGGAUGGAUUAAACUUGCAUUUUAUCUUUUAUCAUUUUUCUAUUAUUUGUAUGGUAUGAUCAGUUCGUUGAUACAAUGAACAAGAUAUUUUCUACUAUAUUUUCAAUUGUGAUUUUCAUCAUUGAUAUAAUACGCUUCAGAGAUACAAUAUUACUUGUAUGGUGAAAUUGAACAGCGAAAAAGAAAGCCUUGUUAUAAUAUCACAGUUUAGGAAAAUAAAACUUAACGCUCA
Molecule: messenger RNA, 585 nt
Organism: Dufourea novaeangliae
Lineage: Eukaryota; Metazoa; Arthropoda; Insecta; Hymenoptera; Halictidae
Gene: cni
Product: protein cornichon
Exons: 4
Coding region: 1-432 (143 amino acids)
Biological process (GO): endoplasmic reticulum to Golgi vesicle-mediated transport
Cellular component (GO): COPII-coated ER to Golgi transport vesicle; endoplasmic reticulum membrane
Source: RefSeq, a predicted model, not a curated record